AUGGCUUCCAAUCCUCGGAGAUCGCAACCCCAACCGAAGCCCUAUAUGGCCUUUCAUUGGCGCAUGCAGCAGCCGCAGGGUGUCGGCCAAAUCGACCCGACAGCGCAGACAGGACAACAAAAUGGACACGAUAAGCCGGUGCAAAAGCAGGUACCGUUGGAGACCCAAGAGCAUGUCUCACACGAGUUGAGUCGUGACCGGGCGGAAAAUUACGAUGCCCUGAAGCACCUUGAAACAAUCAUCAUUCGCCAGGCUCGCUGCUGCUACGUACCCAAAAGUACACCCGAAACGCCAAACACCUUGCAGAUCGUGACAUACUUGACCGAUGUCAACCCCGACGUGUCCUCCGAACCAAAGCUCCAAAUCGACGGCGCAGAUAAAAUCGUUGCCUUACUCAUCAUGCACACUGAGGAUGAUAAGCCGUGGGCGGUUAUGGUGAGGAGUGAGCCACGUAGAAGCCUGAGGGAUGCGUAUGAGGAACUGUUACGAGUUACACAAAGGGACAUGAGGAAAUUCUAUUUCGACGUCGAUAAGUCCGGUGAUCAGGUUCCAGACAAGAAGAGUGAUGUGACGGUCGGAGGAGGGUAGUAGGCGGAAGAAAGAGGUAACGCGGAUAGGUUAGAG
Molecule: messenger RNA, 624 nt
Organism: Cucurbitaria berberidis CBS 394.84
Lineage: Eukaryota; Fungi; Ascomycota; Dothideomycetes; Pleosporales; Cucurbitariaceae
Exons: 3
Coding region: 1-588 (195 amino acids)
Source: RefSeq, a predicted model, not a curated record